AUGAAACAGAAAAUGGCUUCGCCCUUAAAACUAGUUGGACUUCAGCAUCAACCGUCGAAAAUGGGUUCUAUUACGACCCAUAGGUGCACAGGAUUUGGAAUCCAGGAAAUUCUGGGCUUGAACAAGGAGCCGCCCGCGUUUCCGCGGCGUCCGUUGGAAUCUCUGCAGCACAGGGCGCACCUUCUAACGGCAAGGUCGGCUCUGGGCCCCGCGGCAGUCGGGGUUGGAAUGGGAAUUAUUGGUCCAGGAGGGAUUCAUUCGUUUUACAGCCAGCCUGCCUUUCUGGAGGUGUUGCAGGAGGCGCAGAGCGUUCACCUUCAGCCGCUCAACAGGGCCAGGGCAACGGGACAGCUGGAUGCCCACCACUCCGCAAGCUGUUCUGAUUCAGGUGACGAUUCCUCCAGUGAAAAGACAUUUUCUAAUUCAUCGAUGAGCCAGAACAAGAAAAGAAAGAAGAGACGUCACAGAACUAUAUUUACUUCGUAUCAGCUGGAUGAGUUGGAGAAGGCUUUCAACGAGGCCCACUACCCCGAUGUUUACGCCAGAGAGAUGCUCUCCAUGAAGACUGAACUUCCAGAGGACAGGAUACAGGUUUGGUUUCAGAACCGCCGUGCCAAGUGGAGGAAGAGGGAGAAGUGUUGGGGUCGCAGCAGUGUGAUGGCAGAGUAUGGCCUGUACGGUGCCAUGGUCCGCCACUCCAUCCCUCUGCCCGAGUCCAUCCUCAAGUCAGCCAAGGACGGCGUCAUGGAUUCCUGUGCCCCAUGGCUACUGGGUAUGCACAAGAAGUCCAUGGAUACCCCUGUACCGACCUCUUCUGGAAAACUAGAAGCUCCUCAUUCCCAACCGCCUGCCAGGGAACGAGAGAGGGAGAGAGUGGUGGAGAAAACAGAGGCGGAGGAGAGGAGGAGGGAGAGUACCAGAUCGUCCAUGUCCAAAGAGGAACUGCGAGAGAAUAGCAUCGCUGCACUCAGAGCUAAAGCACUGGAACACAGCGCUAAGAUGCUGGGGACACAUCCUGGGGAUGGACCACCGGGAACAGUUUCAGGGGAUGGAACAGGGGGACAGCCAAUGGAGACAGAGGAUAAAGAGGAGGACAGUUGA
Molecule: messenger RNA, 1101 nt
Organism: Oncorhynchus masou masou (cherry salmon)
Lineage: Eukaryota; Metazoa; Chordata; Actinopteri; Salmoniformes; Salmonidae
Product: visual system homeobox 2-like
Exons: 5
Coding region: 1-1101 (366 amino acids)
Biological process (GO): regulation of transcription by RNA polymerase II
Cellular component (GO): nucleus
Molecular function (GO): sequence-specific double-stranded DNA binding; DNA-binding transcription factor activity, RNA polymerase II-specific
Source: RefSeq, a predicted model, not a curated record